UUGACUCCUGAGAUCUCAGACUUCCAUCCAAACAAAGAUGGUGGCUCCCUGAUCGUCCAUGUGGCUCCAACGUCAGAAAAAACUGCUUCAAAACGUCAAAAUAUAUUAUUAAAUUAAGUCGAAACAAACUGUAGAAUCUUCGGUAAAGCUCUGAGAGGAUUUAAAGAUGCAACACGACGACGUGAUCUGGGACAUCAUCGGGAACAAACAGUUCUGUUCCUUCAAAGUAAAGACCAAGAGUCAGAACUUCUGUCGGAAUGAGUUCAACAUCACCGGUUUGUGUAACCGCUCCUCCUGUCCUCUGGCCAACAGUCAGUACGCCACCAUCAGGGAGGAGAAAGGCCAGUGUUUUCUCUACAUGAAAGUGAUUGAGAGAGCAGCGUUUCCUGCUAAGAUGUGGGAGAAGGUGAAGCUCAGUAAGAAUUAUGAGAAAGCCCUGGAACAGAUCGAUGAGAACCUCAUCUACUGGCCUCGAUUCAUCCGACACAAAUGUAAACAACGGUUCACUAAAAUCACCCAGUACCUGAUCCGCAUGAGGAAACUGGUGCUGAAGAGACAGAGGAAGCUGGUUCCUCUCAGCAGGAAGGUGGAGAGCAGAGAGAAGAGGAAAGAGGAGAAAGCUCUGAUCGCCGCCCAGCUGGACAACGCCAUCGAGAAGGAGCUCCUGGAGCGUCUCAAACAGGGAACGUACGGAGACAUCUACAACUUCCCGGUCCACGCCUUCGACAGAGCUCUGGACCAGCAGGACCAGGAGUCAGAGUCCGAGGAGGAGGAGGAGGAAGAGGAGGAGGACGAUGAGGAUGUUGGGCAGAGGGAGUUCGUAGCAGAAGAAGAAGUGGAGGAAAGUGACCUGAGUGACUUCGAGGACAUGAACAAGCUGAAGACAAGCAGCGACGAGGAGGAGGAGGAGGAGUCCGAUGAGGAGGAGGAAGAAGAGGAGAUGGAGGUGCAGACGAAGGCCUCCGGCUCCAAAGGAAAGUCUCCAGCCAACGGCUCGGCAGCGAGGAAGAAGCGAGCGUACGUGGAGAUCGAGUACGAGACGGAGCCGGUGGCUAAGAGCCGAGCCACGUCGUGACCCCCCGCUGUCAAUCAAGGCUGGGACUGCUGAGGACACGCCCCCUCCGUUACCACGGCAACGGGCUGGGGGUCGGUCCAAUAAACUUUUUUUUUAUAUUAUUUCAUGAGCUGGGUUCACUCACCGGAACGUCUCUGAUCAAUUAUCCUGCAGCUGUUCUCCAAUAACAGCGUUGUAGAAUCUGAAACGUUUUCCAGCAGAAAACAAACAUUUGCUCCUUUAAAAGAAGAAAACCCUCCAGACAGACGUCACGGUGGACCUCACCUGGAAGCAGCUUCCUGUCGGACCUUCAACACAAAGUCGUAGAUGAACACGUUCUAUAUCACUGAACUCUGAAUGUUUAUAUGUUCUAAAUAAAGGUAAAACAUAAAAAUCUA
Molecule: messenger RNA, 1452 nt
Organism: Acanthochromis polyacanthus (spiny chromis)
Lineage: Eukaryota; Metazoa; Chordata; Actinopteri; Pomacentridae
Gene: mak16
Product: MAK16 homolog (S. cerevisiae)
Exons: 10
Coding region: 167-1075 (302 amino acids)
Biological process (GO): maturation of LSU-rRNA; maturation of 5.8S rRNA
Cellular component (GO): nucleolus; preribosome, large subunit precursor
Source: RefSeq, a predicted model, not a curated record